Pelmatolapia mariae (spotted tilapia) is the source of this 6154-nucleotide messenger RNA. It is a transcript of the gene ptpn4a, whose product is annotated as protein tyrosine phosphatase non-receptor type 4a. Bases 575 to 3676 code for a protein of 1033 amino acids. The record is from RefSeq and is a predicted model, not a curated record. Lineage: Eukaryota; Metazoa; Chordata; Actinopteri; Cichliformes; Cichlidae. The transcript has 27 exons. Gene Ontology annotation, biological process: protein dephosphorylation. Gene Ontology annotation, molecular function: cytoskeletal protein binding; protein tyrosine phosphatase activity. Gene Ontology annotation, cellular component: cytoplasm; cytoplasmic side of plasma membrane; cytoskeleton.
ACGUCGCUGCGCUGCCGCUGCUGUGCUGCAGGGCAGACAGGCAGGCAGGCAAAGCAGCUGCGGAGACAGCGGGGAGUGCUGACAACAGCGCACAGGCUCGUGCUGGGAAACUCAGAAACGCAACAUUUUCCUAAUUUGCGGCUUUAAUGUGCGGCUUUCCUCGCGCCUGAAACGUUCACUCUUUGUUUCGGUGCAUGCGUGGGAUUAUUUUCUCAUUCCGUCGGCCUGAAAUGACUGCUGGUCCCCGCGUCUAGCCAAUGGUUACCGCUGGGGGUCCUGUCCUGUGGAUUAUCCGUCGUCGCCGAGCCAGUCGCAUGGUCGAGCCCGGAGGAGGCCCCUCUCUGCUGGAUGGAUGUGCGUGAAUCAGCGCGGAACUCUGAGCCACUGAUGAGCGCUGUGAUAAAGAUGUCGCCUGGAUUUUAUCGGCAGCGGCUGGACUGAUCUUGGAUGUUCGGGCUCUGUCGCCCCCCCACCCCCCUUGUAUACACAGACCUUUUCCUCACAUAACAAAAAUUGUAUUCCUUAAAAACUGGACGCCCCUGGAGCAGUUUAUGACGACCCUGGUAGGAGCGUGAUGAGCGCGCGCUUCCGCUUGCCUGCUGGCAGAUCCUACAAUGUCCGGGCGACUGAGCUGGAGCGAGACAGGCAGCACACACAGGUUGUGUGCAACGUACUGCUGCUGGACAACACAGUCCAGGCCUUCAAAGUCAAUAAGUCGGAUAAUGGCCAGGUGCUGCUGGAUGCUGUCUUCAAGCACCUGGAGCUGACCGAGAGGGACUACUUUGGCCUGCACCUGACUGACGACUCAUCAGAUGCACCACGCUGGCUGGAUCCCAAUAAGCCCGUCAGGAAACAGUUAAAAAGAGGGUCUCCCCAUAACUUAAGCUUCAGAGUCAAAUUCUUUGUGACAGACCCCAAUAAACUUCAGGAAGAAUACACACGGUACCAGUAUUUUCUGCAGAUCAAACAGGAUCUAUUAACUGGAAGAUUGCCCUGUCCUCACAACACAGCCGCGCUGCUGGCUUCCUACGCCGUACAAUCUGAGUUGGGGGACUACAGUGAAGCAGAGCAUAGUCCGGGCUAUCUGUCUGAGUACUCCUUUAUCCCAAACCCCCCUCAAGACUUUCACAAAGAGGUCGCCAAACAUCACCAGCAGCACAGCGGUCUAUCUCCGGCCGAGUCAGAGUUUAAUUAUCUGAACACAGCACGCACGCUGGAGCUCUAUGGGGUAGAGCUGCACUAUGCAAGGGACCAGAGUAACACAGAGAUUCUCAUCGGGGUGAUGUCUGCUGGAAUUGUGGUUUACAAGAACAGGGUACGGAUCAACUAUUUCCCAUGGUUGAAAAUAGUGAAAAUCUCCUUCAAGUGCAAACAGUUCUUCAUCCAGCUGAGAAGAGAGGCAACAGAGUCUCGUGAGACGCUGCUCGGCUUCAACAUGGUCAACUACCGGGCCUGUAAGAACCUGUGGAAAGCCUGCGUGGAGCACCACACCUUCUUCAGGCUGGAGCGGCCCAUCCCGCCGCAGAAGAACUUCUUCGCCUACUACUUCACCCUGGGCUCCAAGUUCAGAUACUGCGGGCGGACGGAGGUGCAGUCUGUGCAGUACGGAAAGGAGAAAGGCAUCAAGGACAGAGUGUUUGCCAGGUCACCCAGCAAGCCGCUGGCCAGGAAGUUGGUGAGUGGAACCGACUGGGAGUCGGUCAGCAGGAACAGCCUAUCGGACGAGAGAUUGGAGACCCAGAGCCUGCCCACUCGCUCCCCGCCCGGCACGCCCAAUCAGAACUCGCUGUUUGUCCAAGAAGGCACGCGACUACGGCCGUCGUCGGUCGGCCACCUGGUGGAUCACGUGAUCCACGCUUCACCCAGCCUGCCCGUUUUCUCCUCCAAUCACAAAUCGGCGUCGUCCACGCAGGCUAACAGCAUCAGCCUGGACUCCACACCGUCUCCAGAUGGGGUGGAUGGCCAGCCUCCAGCUCUCCCGCCCAAGCAGCUGAGCAGGAAGACCCUGAGCCAGAUCAUCCAGGCCCACUCCCAGCAAAGCCUGCUGGACAAUCACCUCAAUGAGAUGUAUGACGUUCCCGUCAAUGCUGACAAGACCACGCUGAACGGAGUAGUCCCUCACGAUAACUUGGUCCUGAUCAAGAUGAGACCGGAUGAACACGGACGCUUCGGCUUCAAUGUCAAGGGUGGAGCUGACCAGAAAAUGCCCAUCAUUGUGUCUAGAGUGGCUCCGGGAACCUCAGCUGACCUCUGUGUGCCUCGCCUUAACGAGGGCGACCAGGUAGUCCUGAUUAAUGGGCGGGACAUCUCUGACCACACCCAUGACCAGGUAGUUAUGUUCAUCAAGGCCAGCUGCGAGAGCCACUCCGGGGAGCUCAUCCUAUUGGUCAGACCUAAUGCCAUCUAUGACGUGGUGGAGGAGAAGGUGGAUCCAGAGCCAGAUUUUCAGUACAUCCCUGAGAAAUCCCCUCAGGACCCGGCCCAGCUAGACCAGCAUGCUUUGAGAGACUCUAUGGUCGCACUGAAGGAAGGCCUGGGCGGCGGAGCCAUCCUGGCGCAGUUUGAUCAACUGUACAGGAAGAGGCCGGGGAUGACGAUGCUGUGUGCCAAAUUACCUCAGAACGUUUCCAAAAAUCGCUACAGAGACAUCUCUCCCUAUGAUGCCACCCGCGUCAUUCUGAAAAGCACAGAUGAUUACAUCAAUGCAAAUUACAUCAAUAUGGAGAUUCCUGCGUCCAGCCUGAUAAACCGCUACAUCGCGUGCCAGGGCCCGCUGCCCAACACCUGCCCUGACUUCUGGCAGAUGACGUGGGAGCAGGGCUCAUCCAUGGUGGUCAUGCUGACCACCCAGGUCGAGAGGGGGCGGGUGAAGUGUCACCAGUACUGGCCCAACCCAGACAACAGCGCCACAUACGGAGACUUCAAAAUCACGUGCCACAAUGAAGAGGGUAACUCUGCCUUCCUAGUCCGGGAGAUGACCCUCACACACACACCGAGCGAGCAAAAGAGGGAAAUCACUCAGAUUCAGUACGUGGCUUGGCCCGACCACGGCGUUCCCGACGACUCCACUGAUUUCCUGGACUUUGUGGCUCUCGUACGGACCAAACGGGCUGGACAGGACCAGCCAAUGGUGGUGCACUGCAGCGCUGGGAUUGGUCGGACGGGCGUUCUGAUCACCAUGGAGACGGCGCUGUGUCUGAUGGAGUGCGGUCAGCCGGUGUAUCCUCUAGAAAUUGUCAAGACCAUGAGAGAUCAGCGGGCCAUGAUGAUACAGACGCCUAGCCAGUACCGCUUUGUGUGCGAGGCCAUCCUCAAGGUCUACGAAGAAGACCUGUUCAAGCCGCUGAAGACGGCCCUCUACCAGCAGAGAGAGAAGGCGGCCGACGAGAAGGAGGAGGAGCGGAAAGAGCAGCAGAAAGCGGGAGAGGAGCGAGACGAGGCGACCGCGGCGAUGGCAGAGAAAGGGGAGGCGGCCAAGGUGGAGAUGCUGGAAGAGGAGCUGGACGGAGAGGACGACGACGAAGUCGAGGUGCUGGAUGUGGGAGAAGUGACAGAAGAGGGGGAGGAAGAGGAAGAAGAGGAGGAGGAGGAAGUGGAGGAGCCGAGCGUCGCCAGUGCCACCAGCGUGACGAGCGAGACCAGCGCGAACCCCGACCCCGAUCCUGCUAACCCGUGACGUGGGUGGGCGGGGCUCACCGGGAGGAGGCCGGACGGGAGAACAAAAGCACUGUUGCACUUUAAGCUGACAAAAAAUGAAACGAACAGACAAACUGACAUGAAAACCUUUGGACGUGAUGAGUUAAAAAAAGAAACCCAGCUGUGUCGAACAGGUACCUUUAGGGGGAGUUAGAUGUUCAGGGUAACGAAAAAAAGAAUCAAAGAAUGAAUGAGAUGAUAAAACGUGGAUGGGGAGUUGCUGUAGUGCCAUAAGUACGAAGGGGAAGGGCCGCCACUGUGGAUGGAAAGCCUCCCCUCCGCUCUCUCUCUUAUUAUUUUAGUUUUUUUAAAUCCCAAAGGGUUGCCCUGUCCCCUUCGGAGUGAGUCUGCCAGACGGACCAGCCUUUUUUUUUUUUUUUUUUUAGUGUCCUUUUAGCAGAUAAAGAGAGAAACCUUAUCUUUUGUUCCUCAGAGUAUUUAUUGUGUUUUAGUUUGUGUCAAACCCUGUCCACUGAACAAAAAAAACGCUGUAUGUUUUGUUUGUACGAGUCUAGAGCUUCAUGCUUUCCUGAUUAAAUCUUAGGUAGUAAAGUAGUGUGAUUCCUCUUCUUCGAACUACUUCUUUAUUUCUUUUGAUUUUUGUGAUUUGGGGGGGCAAAAACAACAACAGUGAUUUAAUUUAUUGUACUUGCUUUGAUCUUUCUCGUCUCGCCUCUCGUUCGGCGCUGGGGGGAGGUUGGUACUCGAUCCUUCUGUGAGCAGUGUGUUUGAGCCCACAGACGCACGAGUGGACGUCGUUUGGUGGGGUUUUUGAUCCUCGUGACCACAGCUCCCGUCCGCUUUCGCUCACUUUCACGCUCCUGCAUCGAUUCGCUUGUAGCCUGCAGAUAUCAUCUCACUAAAAACCCCGGUGUCCUCGAGCCGGACAGCAUCCCUCCGACCAGAGGGGUGCACUGUGGAUUAGGAUUAAUGUGGAGCCUGAAGUCUUCAUUGUGACAAAGAUGGUUUCUUUUAACCAAGCUGGAUCCCGCCGGGCGGUACCUUCUGCUGAACCCGGUCCGGAGCAGGUCAUGUCAGUGUUUUGGCUUAAAAUCAUCAGGAAGUGCCACAUUUUCCUCACUGUCUACCUGAAAACGCCAUUCAUGUUUUAUAUAUGCAACCUGUAGAGCCCAGUUACAGAUGUGAAGCUACAGCAACAUAAACUCUGCUGCAAUGAAUUUGAAUGUGUUCAUUCGGUGAUUAAGGUUUUUUUAAAUUACACUGCAGGAAGUGAAGACGAUGAGAAAAUUGCACAGAUUAGAAAAUUCUUCAGUAAUGUUGGAUUGGCCGUGAAACUAAAGUGAUUCCCACGUCUCCUGCAGUAUCCUCUCAUGUUUCACACCUCUAAUCUCUAGCCACAUCAAAUUCUAAAUCAAAUAUAGUAAUUUGAGUUAAUUGGUCCAUUUCAUUUUUGCAGAAGAAGAGGCAGACACGCUGCUUUAUGUGAGCCUGAAGCAGAGAUCCUGGGUUAACAAAGAAAGAAAGCCCGGAUAUGUUGACCUUGCUUCUUCAGGCUGGAAAUACUGGUCUUCUUUAUGCAACUCAGAUAGUUCUUGCUUUCUUUGCACAGGUCUUUAAGGGUUAAAGGAACAGGUAGAGGGUCAAACAUCUGUGGGUGAAAGCUGCUAGAAGUUUUGUGCAAUCAGUAUUUUAUUUUUCGCCCCCCUUCCCCCACAGCGUUUGCACAAUAACAGCAAACUUUAAUCGCUCCCUCCAUCGAUCUCCCCGCGUUUCAGCCCAGACCGGGGCAAACCCGGGUACAUGCUCACAGUCCAGGUGGAAGUGUGGUUACUCUGAGCAGUCACGUGAUUCGGCGUUAACCUGAGAAAAACUCGCUUUGAGCUGUGAGAGGUCUGAAAGCAGCCUGUGCGUGAGAGAGAAGCAGCACAAACGCAACAUUCAGCCAAUAUUUCCCUUUUUGUUUGUUCUCUUUCCCCUAAACGGUACCUCAUCUUUGUAAGACACGUUUAGAUUUUGAGUGAGACUAAACGAUUUUCGUAUUUUCAAUUCACAGAACCCAGGUAGUCGGUUUUAUUUUUAAAAACCGGUGAUGCUGCUGUGCUCGAGUGUGGUGAUGAUUUUCAUCUCGGCUCUCGCAGCGGAUUCUGCUGGAAACAAAUACCGCUGUGUGCGCUAGUGUGUGUGUGUGUGUGUGUGUGUGAGAGAGAGAGAGAGAGAGAGAGAGAGAGAGAGAGAGAGAGAAAAAUACGAGGGAGUGUGUGUUUUUGGUUUUCGUCCUCCGUUACCUCUCCCUCUCUGUUCCUCAGCCAUCUCUUACAUGUACUUUGUCAGCUGUCUGCUCUCAGCCUGCUCGUCUGUAAACUGGAAUAAAAGGUUGUGCCACGAAGCCGCAGACCUGCUCGAACCUGAUCUCAAGUUUCUGGAAGAAACAAGACAAAAGAAACUAAAUAAAAAAUAGAAACGUAGCCUUCCUGAAGUGUGGUUUAAAAAAGAAACU